AUCGUAUUUAAAAGAAAAAGAAUAAAGAGAGGGAGGAUGUUGUAAAGGGAAUGGAAUCCCUCGUCGAAUAGGGUUUUCAAUUCCAAAGCAGUCGUGUCUGUAUUCGAGCUUGGAAAGCACAUCGCACCGAAACAAAAACACACCUUGCGGACCAUUUUCAUUUUUCAUUUAUCAACAAAAAAAACAUAUAGCUAAAAAAAAUGGAGAAGCACUUCUCUUGAGAAAAAAAAAAAAAGAAAAAGAAACCAUUUCCACUGUUCCGCUUCCCCACUCAAAUGCUACUCAUACUCUCUCCAUCUUUCUCAGGUAUUAGAAGUAAGAAUUCAGAGCGAAUUGCAACUUUCACGUAUUGAAUUUUGUUCAGUGUUCUUUUUCUCCCAUACUUACCAGAAGUCACGAAUUUCGACACUGUGAAAAUGGCAACGUGUUUUGCACCGUCGAAUGCAAGAAAUUCGGCGGGGGUGCUGGCUGUUGUUGGAGGGAGAACAAUUUCAGAGAAUCACGCUAACAGAUCGUGUUUCUCGAGAAUGCAAGAGAACAAGUACGGUUUUGGCAUUCGAAAGUGUGGUUCGUUUCAAUUGAAGUGCUCAGCGAAUUCACAUAGCAUAAGUCCCUACCAUAGCAAAGACCCUUUCCUCGAUCUACACCCUGAGGUUUCAAUGCUUAGAGGUGAAGGAGGUGGUGCAUUGAAUAACCCUAGGCCGAGAAAGGACAUUUCCGGUGGAAAUGUUGCUGAAAGCUUGGAAGCCACUCCUACUCCUAGUAACUACAAUGAAGCAAAAAUCAAAGUCAUAGGUGUGGGUGGAGGUGGCUCAAAUGCGGUCAACCGCAUGAUUGAGAGUUCGAUGAAUGGUGUGGAGUUUUGGAUUGUUAACACCGAUGUUCAAGCCAUGAGAAUGUCGCCUGUGAUUCCUCCAAACCGCUUGCAAAUUGGUCAAGAGCUUACGCGAGGUCUUGGAGCUGGAGGUAACCCUGAAAUUGGCAUGAAUGCUGCCAAAGAGAGCAAGGAAUCGAUACAGGAGGCAGUUUAUGGAGCUGACAUGGUCUUUGUUACAGCUGGAAUGGGUGGAGGAACUGGCACUGGUGGAGCUCCAGUUAUUGCUGGUAUCACAAAGUCCAUGGGUAUACUAACUGUUGGUAUUGUCACAACCCCUUUCUCAUUUGAAGGACGAAGAAGGGCCGUUCAAGCACAAGAAGGAAUUGCAGCCUUAAGAGAUAAUGUUGAUACUCUGAUAGUUAUUCCAAAUGACAAGCUGCUGACAGCAGUUUCUCCAUCUACCCCGGUAACUGAAGCAUUCAAUCUGGCUGAUGAUAUUCUUCGACAAGGUGUCCGUGGCAUAUCUGAUAUUAUUACGAUACCAGGAUUGGUGAACGUAGACUUUGCUGAUGUUCGAGCUAUAAUGGCCAAUGCAGGUUCUUCACUUAUGGGGAUUGGAACUGCAACUGGGAAAACAAGGGCAAGAGAUGCUGCAUUAAAUGCUAUCCAGUCACCUUUACUAGAUAUCGGUAUAGAGAGGGCCACUGGAAUUGUAUGGAACAUAACUGGUGGAAGUGAUUUGACCUUGUUUGAGGUAAAUGCUGCAGCAGAAGUUAUAUAUGACCUUGUGGACCCCACUGCUAACUUAAUAUUUGGAGCAGUAAUUGAUCCAUCACUCAGCGGUCAAGUAAGCAUAACAUUAAUUGCCACUGGAUUCAAGCGUCAAGAGGAAAGUGAAGGAAGGCCUAUACAGGCCAGUCAACUCACACAAGGAGAUAUCAUUGGUAUCAAUCGGCGAUCUUCCUCUUUCACUGAUGGUAGUUUUGUUGAGAUCCCCGAAUUCUUGAAGAAGAAGGGGCGUUCACGCUACCCAAGAGCUUAAUACUCUUUACCCCAACUUCUUUAAUCCCUUGCAUCACUUUACCAAACAAGUUUUAAGGAUAAAAAUCUCAUCGGUCUAGGUAUUAGAUCCCGUUUUGCUUCUUCUUUUAGUAUUUUUAGGUCCGUAGUGUGCAUACAGUUGUUCGUGAAAGCAAAGUACUUUCCAAAUUAUUGUGUUUUGAGUUGAGGCUUGUUGGCACAUUUAAAUAAGUUGAUUAGCUUGUAUUUUUGUACAGAGAAUAUAUCAGUAAUGGCAUUGCUUGUUAUAGAUAUUUAUAUUUGGUUUGCUAGUGUUACCAUCAAAUGAAGAUUGUGAAUAUCGGAAACCG
Messenger RNA from Abrus precatorius (Indian licorice), 2187 nucleotides. Its product is annotated as cell division protein FtsZ homolog 2-1, chloroplastic-like. NCBI's taxonomy places the organism in Eukaryota, Viridiplantae, Streptophyta, Magnoliopsida, Fabales, Fabaceae. The record is from RefSeq and is a predicted model, not a curated record. Gene Ontology annotation, molecular function: GTP binding; GTPase activity. Gene Ontology annotation, cellular component: cytoplasm; chloroplast. Gene Ontology annotation, biological process: chloroplast fission. The transcript is spliced from 8 exons. Bases 417 to 1859 code for a protein of 480 amino acids.